AUGGGAGAUGAAGCUACAUCUACCACGUCACUGGAGGUCAGCCCAUGCUUUGUCUGCAACCAGCAGGCCAGGUACAAGCUGAUGUGCCAGAGCCCUGGUUGUCAGAAGUUCCGCGGCCAGAUCUACAUCUGUGGCGGCUGCGCAACCUUCUGCCCAACAUGCCAAGUUCGCUUGGAACCGGCAAACUUGUCCACCGCCUCGGGUCCUUUGACCCUGCGAUCUUUCAGCUCGCUGCAGAGCAAAGGGAAGGCCAAGGGAGCCCCGGACGCCGACGCACCGAACGACGCCGGCCGUGAGGGCAAGCAAAAUGGCAAGGGACAUGUGGCGAUGCACAGCUCCGGGAAAGGUUCAGGCAAGACUUCUCGGAGCAAAGGCCAGCCAAGGACGCCGGUCGGAGUGGGAGAUGUUGAGCGGGUGGUGUCAGUAGCUGGCAAUGCCAUCGGGGCCAUCAUCGGGCAACAUGGCAGCCAGCUGAAUGGAUUGAAGUCGUCCUAUCCGAGCCUUCGGAUCUCCAUCAGGCGCGGGGACACGGAAGACACAUUCGUGGGCCGACGCGCUCAUCAGAUGGAGCUCGUCAUCCGCGGUCAGAAAGACUUGGUCGAUGAGGUCGAGCGCACGGUCCGGCUGCUGAUCGAUCGUGCAGGGGCAUCACACAAGCCUCCCCACACCAAGAAUAUGCUGAUCGAUGCCCCGCAUUCCUUUGCCGUGAAGCUGGUGCUUGCGGAUAUCGACGCGUACCAUGUCUGCCCCAAACAGAUGAGGCAGACUGCAGCAGGCGGGCGUGGGCGAUCGUACUAUGCUUUAGAGAGGGUCGGGGACCAUGCUACGCAGCAGCAGUCCGACGGCAUCAGCACGUACGCCUAUUGCCCCGACAAGUUUGACUGGAGCCACAUGUACCCAGAGUUCCAGCGAUGUGUGAAUGAGGUGUCGGAGGAAGCGCUCUCUGUGGCCAGGGUGUCAGUUCUCUUUGGCCAGCUGUUCUUUUGGGGCCCCAAACUGGACAAGGAAGCUUCGCAGAGACCCGGGGCUCUGGAGAAGCUGAACUUCCAGGAUUGCCGCCGACAGUGGGCUGCUCGCUUGAAGAGUUCCGUCAAGAAGAAGAUGUCUCAGGUGUUGGGAAGGAGCUCCUUCACCCUCUCUCAGAGGGUGACGAACAUUACGUAUUACGUCAAGACGGAGGAGGAUGGGGCGAAGUUGGAAGUCACCUUCUUCGAUCCACAGUGCUCACACGCAAAGGCAGCUGAGAUGAAGCGCAUCUGGGAAUGUACAUCCCAUCUGGAGGUGCUGAAGGUACCAGAGGGGCAAGAGCAUUCACGAAGUCGUGUUGAGACCGCCAGAAGAAUGCUGGAGCUGUACCUGCGUCCUGCGCACAAUGAGUUUGAGGGUUGCUGGUGCGCGAGGGACAUCAUCGCGCGCUCCGCCGAAGGUCUGCUGUCAGACAGCGAAUUCCGACCACCACCGGUGCCUCUCCAAGAAGCCCUGCGCAUGAGAGCUCCAUACCGACAGGUGCCUUGUCCAGAAUCCGAUGGCCCAGUUCGCGCUGGAUAUCAGGCCUUCGUUGCGAAGAGAGAGAGCGAGCGGCUCUUCCAAGGUGAUGUGUGCCGCCUUGGGCGUUCUCCCGACUUCCGCCUCUCAGUCAAGGCGGGUAGGGAAGUCGAGCUUCCUGAAGGUCUGGUCAUUGCCUUGACAAGCCUGGACACCGACUGCCGCAGAUCACUGCAAGACGCGAAGAAGCUGAUCGAGACCUUUCGCAGCAGCCCUCUACCACUCGGCUGGAAGCUGCAGUGCGUGGCGUGUAGGGACGAAGAGGUGUGGGUGGAUCCUGAUGAGACUGUUGAAGUGGAUGUGUCUAAAGUGUCGGAAGUGACCAGCUUAAGCGACGCGAAGGAGCAGUCGGGCUCUGACAACUAUGAGAUUCGCUUCUCCUCAGAACAAGCCAGCCAGGCUGUUCGAGGAAGGCAAGAAUCUGCUUGGGAGCACGUUACCAAUCUUCUCUCGACUGUACAGAUGUUUCACGAGUCACUUUAG
Molecule: messenger RNA, 2028 nt
Organism: Symbiodinium natans
Lineage: Eukaryota; Dinophyceae; Suessiales; Symbiodiniaceae
Source: the annotation of a GenBank genome assembly